Molecule: messenger RNA, 1240 nt
Organism: Cyprinodon variegatus (sheepshead minnow)
Lineage: Eukaryota; Metazoa; Chordata; Actinopteri; Cyprinodontiformes; Cyprinodontidae
Gene: cldnf
Product: claudin-4-like
Exons: 1
Coding region: 108-854 (248 amino acids)
Biological process (GO): cell adhesion; bicellular tight junction assembly
Cellular component (GO): plasma membrane; bicellular tight junction
Molecular function (GO): structural molecule activity
Source: RefSeq, a predicted model, not a curated record
CAUUCUGUGGCAAACACCUGAUGAGAGAGCUGUGUCACUGCGAGAGCAAUUCAUAGCUGCUGCACUGAGAAACUCCUCGCUCCUGCCUCGGACCAAACCUCUUCACCAUGUCGAGGGUUGGCAAGGAAGUGGCAGGUCAGGUCCUAAGCUUCGUAGGCCUGGUCUUGGCAGCAGUUUGCUGUGGUGUGCCUAUGUGGAGGGUGACCUCGUACAUCGGUGCCAACAUCGUGACAGGCCAGAUCGUGUGGGACGGACUGUGGAUGAACUGUGUGAUGCAGAGUACGGGUCAGAUGCAGUGUAAGCUCAACGAGUCUGUGAUGAGGCUGUCGCAGGAUCUGCAGGCCGCACGUGCGCUGGUCAUCAUCUGCCUGGUGUUCGGCUUCAUCGGCUUCAUUAUCUCGUUUAUCGGUGCCAAGUGCACCAGCUGCCUGAAGAAGGAGUCUAGUAACGCCACUGUGGUGAUCAUAGGUGGGUGUCUCAUCAUUCUGUCUGCAAUCCUGAUCCUGGUCCCUGUCUGCUGGUCUGCAGCCAUCAGCAUCUCAGACUUUCAGAGCGCCUUGACCAUAGAAACACAGAAGAGGGAAAUUGGAGCUUCUAUUUACAUCGGUUGGUCUUCAGCUGCAUUCCUUCUGAUCGGAGGGAUAAUUCUGACCACAUCAUGUCCCCCCAACCGACCCGUGAUUCCAAACUACCCAGGAGCGAUGUACCCAUACCAACCAGCAAACACAGCAGCAUACGGUCCAGUGUAUGUUCCUCCAUCCAGCCAGGCAUACACAGGGACUUACUCUGGAACCUACGCCCCCACAAAACCUUACGCAGCACCAACCACAUACUCCACUCGGGGAUAUCUUUGAAACUAAAUGGACAGACAGCACAAAGAGACUGAAAAAUACAACAUGGUUUCAUGAAGUUAUGUUGCCACUGGAUGAAACUGUGGAUAAAACUGUGCCAAAAUACAUGUACUUUUAGAGCAUGGUAUGUAAUCAGCAAAACGUGAUGUAAAAACUGCUUAUUUCAUUAAAUGAUUCUUAACAGAUUUCUCUUACUCAUUGGUUAAUUGUUCAAAAGUUAAUGAGUAACAUGAGUGAAAUGUUGUUCCUUAUGCAACCAAUAAAAUGGGUAACUUUUUGUACACAAACAACUGUCAUUUUAUUUAUUUCUCUGAUUGCAGAAUGUACUUUCUGAAGUGUUGAUUUAUUGUUUGUUUUCUGAAACACAAAAUUGCUUCAAUAAAAUCUAU